CAGGCCGUGGUGGAGCUACCUUUUACCUUGCCCCUAUUCCGCCGAAGUCCCGCUGAAUGGUACCCCGAUAGUUGAACUGCUUCGCAUCCGAGUACUGGAGUAAAGGACUUCCUUCGGGCCCGAUCAACCUACAUAGACUGGUGAGCGGAGCAAUAACAUGGCGCGGCCCCUCGCGGGCUGCCUGAACUCUACAGCAACCCACACCAUGAUCAACGGGUCGAGGUUCCGUGCCACGGUUGAAAAUCUCAUUUAGAAUUCUGGGCCCGAAUUCUUGAAUUACGCUAAUGAAUGUUUCGCAGGAGGGCGAUUCCAAUACGACAAACUCACUCGCCACAGACUCGCACAAUUUUGGUAUCUUCAGACACCUGCCAACAUGGCUGUUAGAGUCUGACGGGCACCCCCCAAGACUCAAGCAGCGUGGGGACCAUAAGUCAUGUUCCGUGCGGGGCGGUGGAGCUGCUAAACGGCCUGUUCCGCACACAGCUCGGAUCUGCAAAACGGGGUUUGCUCCAGAGGAAAGCAAACUAGACAACGUCCAUUCUGCUAAAAUGCGGUCCUGUGGUACCUUGGGAACGUGGGGACGCCGCGGGAUCUGCGUCCGCCAUUCCCUUCCGGAUCACUACCCAGAUAUUCAGGACAAGGUCCUGAUUCGUGCGUACACCGGGGUGACUACGACGAGACAACCACUAAAAACCAUUCGCAAACCCGGAUCAGCUAUACUGAUUUCUUUCGUGCUCCCUUGGUGA
Messenger RNA from Colletotrichum destructivum, 746 nucleotides. RefSeq lists its product as uncharacterized. The record is from RefSeq and is a predicted model, not a curated record. The coding region runs from base 285 to 746 and encodes 153 amino acids. The transcript has a single exon. NCBI's taxonomy places the organism in Eukaryota, Fungi, Ascomycota, Sordariomycetes, Glomerellales, Glomerellaceae.